CAAUGACUGCAUAUAUCGAGAGACUGGAUGAUCAAGACAAAUCCAAGGUCACGGUUAAUUUCAAGGUCAUAUUUAGUUGACUUCUGGGAAAGUUGCCGGUUGCAAGCUCAUCAUUAACAGACUAAUUCAGUUCGCAUCCAAGAUGCCCAUCAAAUCGAUCAAAGCUCGUCAAAUUUUUGACAGCCGUGGUAACCCAACUGUAGAAGUUGAUCUCACCACUGAAAAUGGUUUAUUCCGUGCCGCUGUACCAAGUGGAGCAUCAACUGGUAUUUAUGAAGCGAUUGAAUUACGUGAUAAAGAUCCAAAAGCCUAUCAUGGUAAAGGUGUCUCCAAGGCUGUAGAAAAUGUCAACUCACGAAUUGCUCCAUUAUUGUUAGAAAAGCAACCUGAUAUCAAAGAUCAGGCAGCUGUUGAUCAGUUGAUGUUACAAUUAGACGGAACAGAUAAUAAGGGAACCCUUGGAGCUAACGCUAUCCUUGGAGUGUCACUAGCCGUCUGUAAGGCUGCCGCUAACCACAAGGGUGUCCCACUAUACCGCCAUCUUGCUGACCUGGCUGGUAAUAAACAAGUUAUCCUCCCUGUACCAUCGUUUAACGUCAUCAAUGGAGGAAGUCAUGCUGGUAAUAAACUCGCUAUGCAGGAAUUCAUGAUUCUUCCAUUAGGAGCUAAAUCAUUCACUGAAGCGAUGAGAAUGGGAACAGAAGUUUAUCAUCAUCUUAAAGCUGUCAUCAAGAAAAAAUACGGACAAGAUGCUUGUAAUGUGGGUGAUGAGGGAGGUUUUGCACCAAACAUUCAAGAUAAUAAAGAAGGUUUGGAACUUUUAAAAACAGCCAUUGAGAAUGCUGGAUAUACCGGACGAAUUAAAAUUGCCAUGGAUACAGCAGCUUCUGAAUUUUGUAAAGACAAAAUGUACGAUUUAGACUUCAAAAAUCCUAACUCGGAUAAAUCUCAAUGGUUGACGACUGAUCAGUUGGCAGAUCUUUAUCGUGGUUUUAUUAAAGACUAUCCAAUCGUAUCGAUUGAGGAUCCAUUUGAUCAGGAUGAUUGGGAAGGUUAUAGCAAACUUACAGCUUCUGUUGAUAUACAGAUUAUGGGAGAUGAUUUAUUGGUAACUAACCCAACUCGUGUACAGAAAGGUAUUGAUCUAAAAGCCUGUAAUAGUUUAUUAUUGAAGGUGAAUCAGAUUGGUACAGUUACAGAAGCUAUUCAAGCAUGUAAAAUGGCGCAGGCAGCAGGUUGGUCUGUGAUGGUAUCACAUCGUAGUGGAGAAACAGAAGACUCGUUUAUUGCUGAUCUUGUUGUUGGUUUAUGUACCGGACAGAUUAAAACUGGAGCUCCAUGCCGAUCUGAACGAUUAGCAAAAUACAACCAGUUGUUGCGUAUAGAAGAAGAACUUGGAAGUGAGGCUGUAUACGCUGGAGAAAAAUUCCGCAAUCCUCUCGCAUAAAUUAAUAUCUUUGAUUUAGUAUUAGAGAAUAUCAUUGGCUGUUAAUCAUCUAUAGUGAAUAAUUUUAUUAUGAUUUAAUUUUAGCUUUUCCUAGUUCCUAGUCUUAGGUGAAAUGGGGUACAAAACCUCAUAAAUAUCGAGCUCUAAAUUCAACCUUGAAAUUUUUGAAAUUGGUUUGUUUGAAUGAUUUUGGUUGGUUGACUCUGCGGUUUUAGCUUAUGUCAAGUUUUCUGAUUUCUGUUUUAAGUCUUGAUUCACAAACAGACCUGAACAAGAAACAAGGAGAAAUUAAGUUUUAAAAAAAAAACAGUGCCUGGUCUUAAGUAACAGCUAAGCAUUAAACUAGAUCCUGAUAAUAUUAAUACUAUUGACUAUUAAUGGUGAAAUUAUUUGGAUGUUAUUGAUGUGUCUUUACAAACUAACAUUAUUUGACUCAUGUUACCAGAAACCUUGUUCAUUUAGCGGCUAUUACAAACAAUGAUCUUGUUACAACCUAGUUUUUGUAUGUAAAAAUAAAGUGUGCUCAAUAUUGAUGAUAUCUGAGGAUUUCUCUGCUGAUGGGUAGAGAUGUAAUGUUUCGUAUAUUGAACUCUUUAAUGUUUCUGAUAACAUGGUCCAUAUUUAAUAUCUGUAAAAUUACAAUGUUAUUAAAGUUUGUCUUGUUGGCUUUUUCGUGGUAUUAGCUAGUCUGCUCCUUGUCCUUUUGGUAUAUUAUCAAACCAAUACCCUGUUAUUGGGGCUUCUCAUCCUUGUAUUGUCUAGCCUGGAGUCUGCUAUUAUUUAUCCAUGCUGUAUAAUCCCUGCUUUCUAGAUUAAAGGUUUACUUUAUAGGUAUAGAGAAUUCCUUAUACUAGGUGGUCAAAUUCAGUUUGAACUUGCUUCACUCUGUGUAUUAUGUAGGUGAAACUUGCGUCAUUCUGUAGAUUAUGUAGGUGAAACCUGCCUCAUUUUGUGUAUUACAAAUUAUAUCCAAAUUAUUCUCCUGAGUAAAUACAGUGCAAAAAUUCCACUUAAUUAACUUUUGGAAGUUAAAACAAGAUAUUAUGAAUCAAAAAUUAUGGAUUCAUGAUUAUUGAUGAAAUUUGUUUUUAUAUUUGAACAAUUUUGUAAAUAAAUUGCAGAUAUAUUUGAUUUGUGCCAUAUGUUUAACAAAUUGUUGUUAAAAUUUAUUGUUUCCAAGCUUUGCCAUGUUUGUUUACAAGUUGUGUUUUGUUUAUAUUUUUCCUUGUUGAGAUAACUGAAGGGUGCUAACUCUUAUUCCAUUCCUCAAAUCCGUUCUACACUACAUCACUUCCUGUUCCGGUUUUUAGACACAAAUAGAAAGAACUCCAUCCUUUCCUGUUCCGGUUUUUAGACAACAAAUAGAAAGAACUCCAUCACUUCCUGUUCCGGUUAUUAGACCCAAAUAGAAGAAAAUACUAGAUCAUUGUAUCAUCUGGAAAAUAUCUUUCUCUAGGGUUAGGGUUCGGGUUAGGUUUAUAAAUUACAUGUGUACAAAUUGAAGCUGUUACAACGGUGGAUUGUGGCUAAAUCUAUUCUGAAGGGUUAGGGUUAGAAUUGUGGGUAUAAACAUUGACAGAUAUUUUCCAGAUCGGUCAAGAUCCAGUAGCGUGCAAGAAAAUGAUCUAGCUGCCGUACCAGACUCUUAAAAGUUAAUAAAUGGAACAGACUUAUUUUAGAAUUCAACCAGAUCAUCCAUGGCUACUUCCAGGGGCCUGUUUCACGAAAUUUUAACUAAGAUAAAAUCCAAAUUUUAGUAAUUUGAUUGGAUAAUAUUAGAUUGAUUUUAGUGUUUAGCCAAUCAAAAUUGAAGUAUCUACUAAAAUUUGGAUUUUAUUUUUAGUUAAAAUUUCGUGAAACAGGGCCCAGACCUUAUUUAGUCUGUUAUUAAUCUCAGUCAAGUUAUAAUUUUAGAUAUUUGAGAAAUAGGAUCAGCGUUAGAGCUCAUUCAGUUAUCCAUGCCCAGCAUCAUCCUAGUGCUAUAUUAUGAUGUAACAACCAAUUUCAUUGGUUCAGAUAUACUGUAUUGUAUAACGACUGGUGUUAUUGGUUAGUUUAAUAUGAUUUGUUGAAAUAUUUCCUAGAUUAUUUUGACCAAAUUAGCGAAAGCCAGUGAAGAAAAUUGUGUAUUUAUUUCAAUUUUACAAUUUCUAUCACUUAUGACCCAAUUCCUUGUACCUAGCUAUUAAAAUUAUAAAAUAAAA
Messenger RNA from Patella vulgata (common limpet), 3651 nucleotides. RefSeq names its product enolase. Gene Ontology annotation, cellular component: phosphopyruvate hydratase complex. The record is from RefSeq and is a predicted model, not a curated record. The transcript has 13 exons. Gene Ontology annotation, molecular function: magnesium ion binding; phosphopyruvate hydratase activity. The coding region runs from base 143 to 1447 and encodes 434 amino acids. NCBI's taxonomy places the organism in Eukaryota, Metazoa, Mollusca, Gastropoda, Patellidae. Gene Ontology annotation, biological process: glycolytic process.